Messenger RNA from Fundulus heteroclitus (mummichog), 1186 nucleotides. It is a transcript of the gene atg101, whose product is annotated as autophagy related 101. Gene Ontology annotation, biological process: autophagy; autophagosome assembly. The transcript is spliced from 2 exons. The record is from RefSeq and is a predicted model, not a curated record. Gene Ontology annotation, cellular component: phagophore assembly site. The coding region runs from base 309 to 956 and encodes 215 amino acids. NCBI's taxonomy places the organism in Eukaryota, Metazoa, Chordata, Actinopteri, Cyprinodontiformes, Fundulidae.
GUGGAAGCUACAAACUCAACGCCAACUUCAGCGACAUACGUACUGGUGUAGUUAGCAAAUGUCCAACUAGCUGGGCUUUGCUCGUGUUUUUCUCGCCCUCCCGGUUCACAAUCCCCAUCUAGGAAUGGGGUUUACUGAAUAGAACUCCCUAAUCGGCAUUUUACUGAACGGCGUGAAACAGCGAGGAAGUCUCCGCCCCUUUCCUCGAGGUAAACAACAUAUAUCUCCGUCAUCCAAGCGUCGGGGCCACCGGUGAGGGACUCUGCCCGUCUUGGUCGCCUGCAAAUGGAAACAGGCCACGUCUGAGGAUGAAUUGUCGCUCGGAGGUUCUGGAGGUGACGGUGGAGGCCCGGCAGGUGGAGGAGGCCAUGUUAGCCUUACUGCACACUAUUCUGCUGCACCGGAGCACGGGCAAGUUUCACUACAAGAAGGAGGGCACCUACUCCAUCGGCACCGUGGGCACGCAGGACAUCGACUGCGACUUCAUCGACUUCACCUUCGUCAGGGUGUCCUCGGAGGAGCUGGACAGGGUGAUCAGGAAAGCGGUGUCUGAAUUCAAGGAUGCUUUGAGCAGCGACGGCAUGGGCCAGAUCUCCCUGGAGUUCUACCAGAAGAAGAAGUCCCGCUGGCCCUUCUCCGACGAGUGCAUCCCCUGGGAGGUGUGGAGCAUCAAAGUCAACAUGGUCAACCUGGCCAAUGAGCAGGAGAGGCAGAUCUGCAGGGAGAAAGUGGGCGAAAAGCUGGGGGAGAAGGUGAUCAACGUGGUGGAGGUCAUAAACCGCCACGAGUACCUGCCCAAGAUGCCCACGCAGUCGGAGGUGGACAAUGUUUUUGACACCAGUCUUAAAGAUGUCCAGCCAUACCUGUACAAAAUCACUUACCAGAUCACCGACUCGCUCGGCACCUCUGUGAGCACCACCAUGAGGAGGCUGAUAAAAGACACCUUGGCCCUGUGAGGAUCCUCUCAGCUGAUCCCAGUCUAGUCAUGGUUGCUAACAUGUUGCUGUCUAGAGACAUGUCAGCUCUUCUUUAUUUGUGAUUCUGUGUUGCUUCUGUUAACAUUUCCAUGAGGUAUUUCUUGUUUCGAGGAUUUGUUUGCGUUAGAAUAGGAACAAGACCGUACGUUGGUUAACGUAUGUAAAUAGUGUCAAGUUUUCAAAUAAAGGAUCCCCCAUUGUCUUUCUGA